Chroicocephalus ridibundus (black-headed gull) is the source of this 1309-nucleotide messenger RNA. RefSeq names its product myelin associated glycoprotein (gene MAG). The transcript has 6 exons. The annotation marks the transcript as partial. NCBI's taxonomy places the organism in Eukaryota, Metazoa, Chordata, Aves, Charadriiformes, Laridae. The record is from RefSeq and is a predicted model, not a curated record.
GCCACCGCCCGGACGCCUGGGUCCCCUCCUGGGGCACCCCCACCUCCCAGUGCCCCCGCCAUGAGACCGGUGGCCGCCACCCUCCCCACCGCCCUGCUGCUGCUGCUGCCGCUCCCCCCAGGGACGUCGGCCGGCCCUUGGGCCGCCUGGAUGCCCCCGGAGGUGGCCGGGCUCUCGGGGUCCUGCGUGGCCGUCCCGUGUCGUUUCGGCUACCCGGAGGAGUUGCGACCGGCCGCCGUCCACGGCUUGUGGUAUUUCGGGAGCCCUUACCCCAAAAAUUACCCCCCCGUGGUGGCCCGUUCCCGGGCGGGGGCCGUCCACGAGAGUUUCACCGGCCGGGCCAAGCUGCUGGGGGACCCGGGGGUCCGCGACUGCUCCCUCCUGCUGGGCCCCCUCAGCCCGGAAUUGGCCGGCAAAUAUUAUUUCCGGGGCGAUUUGGGGGGUUACAACCAGUACAGCUUCUCCGAACACACCGUCCUGGAGGUCCUGGAGGAGCCAGUACUGGAAAUCCCCCCCGAACUGGUGGCGGGCGAAGAGGUGGAACUCCGCUGCCGGGUCCCCGAUAACUGUCCCCAGCUCCGUCCCCGAGUGGGUUGGGAAGGGAUCGAGGACCUUCCGGAUGUUUCCGAACGGGAAUUACGGGAGGACGCGGCCGGCGCCGCCACCAUCUUGGCCUCUUUACGCUUCCGCCCCCGGCGAGAAGAUGGCGGCCGGCGGCUGGGCUGCAAGGUGGCCUUCGCCAACAGCAGCCUGGCCUUCGAGGCCACCGUCGCCCUCGACGUUCAGUACGAGCCGCGGGUGCUGGAGGUGUCGGGUCCCGGCGAGGCGGUGGAGGGGACCCCGGUGGAAUUGGGGUGCGAAGCCGAAGGGCGUCCCCUGCCCUUGCUCUCCUGGUUCCGGGGGGAGACGGUGUUACGGGAAGAACCGGUUUCCACCGGUCUCAAACUGGUUUGGCCCCGGGUGGAACCGGAGCACGCCGGGACCUACAGCUGCGUGGCCGAGAACCGGCACGGCCGCCACAACCGCAGCCUCCAGCUCCACGUGGCCUACGCCCCACGUUCCCCCGUCCUCAACGGCUCCCUCUGGGUGGUGGCGGGCGACCCGGUGACGGUGACCUGCGGGGCCUCCAGCCACCCGGCCCCCAUCGUGACGGUGGCCCGGGGACGCCGGGUGGUGGCCGCUGCCGUCUACGAGCCCCAGGUGACCAUGGCCCUGGCGGCCGCCAGGCCCGAGGACGCCGGGGAGUAUCUGUGCCGGGCCGAGAACCAGCACGGGGAGAGCAGCCUGGCCUUCAACCUCACCGUCGAGU